This is a messenger RNA of Gekko japonicus, 5604 nucleotides long. RefSeq names its product complement C4-like. The record is from RefSeq and is a predicted model, not a curated record. The coding region runs from base 23 to 5131 and encodes 1702 amino acids. The transcript has 41 exons. Gene Ontology annotation, cellular component: extracellular region. Gene Ontology annotation, biological process: complement activation. Gene Ontology annotation, molecular function: endopeptidase inhibitor activity; protein binding. NCBI's taxonomy places the organism in Eukaryota, Metazoa, Chordata, Lepidosauria, Squamata, Gekkonidae.
UCUGCAUCGACGCAGCCCAGAGAUGUCGCCCAGCAAGUGGCUGCCUCUUUGGCUAGCAUGGUUGGGGGCUUCGGUCACCCUGAGCCAACAAUCUCCAAGGUUGCUGAUGGUCGCCCCCAGCGUGGUGCCUGUGGGGGCAGAAGUGGGGGUCGUCCUUCAGGUCGAGGGAGCCCCCUCUGGGCUCUCGGGCAUGGUCUAUUUCCAGAAUGAGAACACGGGGGUGAAAUGCUCUGCUGAGGAGCCCUUUAAUCUUCAGCCCAACAGUUUCUUGCAAAGAAUUACACUGAAGGUGACCCAUGAACUCUUCUCUCAAUGCCAACUGUCUCGCCAGCGACAGAAACGUUACAUUCAGCUUGUGGCCCGCACUGGUCCCAAUCAUGUUCAAACCCUCAACCUGCGUUGGAGCACGCGACGAGGGUACCUGUUAGUGCAGACUGACAAGCCAAUCUAUACCCCUCGGCAGAAGGUGAACUUCCGAGUCUUCGCCUUGGACCACAAGCUGCGGCCGAGCCCCGAGCCCGUCAUCAUCACCGUGAAGAACCCACGGGGUCUUCAGGUCCGGAGAGACCAGCGUGCUGCAUUUAACUUUGUGAUCAGUGAUCACAUCAGUAUCCCCGAUAUCGCUGAGCCUGGCAUUUGGAGUAUCACAGCCCAGUUUGCCAACGCUUUGGAGUCCAACACCACCACAGAGUUUGAGGUGAAAAAAUAUGUGCUUCCUAAUUUCGAGGUGACGAUUGUUCCAGAACGGAAAUACAUCCUCCUCUCCGGAGAGCGGGACUUCGAGUUGCAAAUUGAUAUUCAGGCUAAGUUUUUCUACGGGAAGGGGGUCACCGGGACAGCUUAUGUGCGAUUCGGAAUAAGCAACGAUGGUGGAGCAAAAACUUACAUCCCAGGACUGGAGAAACGAGUCCCGGUAGUCAAUGGCCACGGUUUGGUGUCCCUGAAACGCAGUCUCCUGUCGGAAAAACUUGGCCGUUCUCUGCAGAACCUGACUGGAACAACGCUCUACAUUGCAGCCACCGUCAUAGAGACAGCAAGUGGGGAGAUGGAGGAGCAAGAACUCGCCUCUGUGAAACUUCUGGAAUCUCCGUAUUUGCUGGACCUGUCCAAAACCAAGCAGCAUUUUGUACCCGGGGCACCAUUCGAAGUGCUGGCUACUGUUUCAUUCUCAGAUGGCACACCUGCCCCCCGCCUCCCAGUCCAUUUCUCCGUCCAGAUAACUGAGGGGCCAUCCCCUGAUAAUGCCCUACUAGACACCGACAACCAUGGGAUGGUGAAAUACAGGAUCAACAUCCCCGCUGGAGCAAAAAAAGUCACUUUUACGAUAACUGCGGGGAGAGAGUCUCCAUCAGAAACCACGCUGACUGCCACAGCCAUGAAUUCCCCGAGGGGCAGAUACCUGAUCAUCGACAGCCCAAAGCACCAAGACUUGAAUCCUGGAGAGACCCUCGAUCUGGGGCUGAAACACGUUGGACCGGAUGACUUCUCUAACUUCUACUACCUGGUUUUGAACAAAGGUGACAUUGUCUCUGCUAGCAGCGUGGCCCGUGGCUCUUUUACCGUGGUCCCCGUCCGCAUCACGCCCAACCUGAUGCCAACAUUUCGGUUUGUGGCCUUUUACCGUGUGGGGGACGAAGUUGUGGCAAACUCCAUCUGGGUGGAUGUAGUUGACACCUGCGAAGGGAAGCUGCACCUCAGCACAAAAGAAACAGUCAGCCACCUGCGACCCCAGGAUGUCCUGAGACUCACCAUCACCACCGAUGAGAGAUCUUCCGUCUCGCUCGUCGCUGUGGACUCGGCUGUCUACGCCCUCAAUCGGAAGAAUCGCCUCACGCAGGGCAAGGUCUUCCAGGCCAUGGGAAGUUACGAUCUCGGCUGCACAGCUGGCAGUGGGGAAGACUCCCUCGGCGUUUUUUGGGAUGCUGGACUCUCCCUCCGGGCAGGCGAACGGUACAGCCCGCUCCGAACAGCCCAUGGGUGCAAAGCAGAUGUUUCCCGGAAGAAGCGUUCAUUGGAGAUCCAAGUCCAACUCCAGGAGACCCACACCAACUAUUCAGAUUCCAAGUUACAGAGUUGCUGUCGGGACGGCAUGGUGCUGAUCCCCAUGUCCUUAACGUGUGAGCAGCGGGCCGAGCGGAUCAAGGGAGAGUGCUAUACCGCCUUCCUGGACUGUUGCCGGUAUGCUGCCAAACUACGACGCAAAUCUGGGGGUACCCGUGGUCUUGCUAGGGCUGAAGGCCUAGAGGAGGACGAGGAUUUUUUUGAUGACGAAUUCAUUCAAGUCCGGAGCGUCUUCCCUGAGAGCUGGCUGUGGAAAACGUACACUGUGGACACAACACAGACGGAAAUGUUGCUGCUCCCGGACUCCAUCACCACCUGGGAGAUCCAGGCAGUAAGCAUGUCACAUGGCAAAGGGAUCUGCGUCUCAGAACCUCUCCGGGUCAAAGUCUUCCAAGAGUUCCACAUCUCUCUGAGGAUGCCGUACUCGGUGAAACGCUUUGAACAGAUAGAGCUGCGCCCGGUCCUGUACAAUUACCUGCCUGACCCGAUCAAGGCCUUCGUAUAUCUGGAGCCUGCUGAGGGCAUCUGCUCUCCGGCCACGGUGGGCCCAGCAAGGAAGCAGCAGGUGGAGGUGCCAGGGAACUCGGCAGUCCCCAUCCCGUUUGUUCUGGUGCCCAUGGGAGCACACAACAUCCCCAUCACGGUUGUUGCCCAUGGCGGCUGGGGGGCUGGGGACAAGGUGACGAAGCUGCUGCGGGUUGAGAGAGAGGGCGCCGUUCAGCUGGAAGAAUACACCAUUCCCCUGGAUAUCACAGAUGGCCUUAGUAGGUCUGUGGAGAUUUCAGGAGAGAUGCCCUCCAAUGCCAUUCCUGAUGGGGACUUCAAGAUGAAUGUUCGAUUGACAGGAUCUGUGCCAGCUGACACUCUGGAGAGUUCUCUGUCGCCUGAAGGCCUGUCGUCACUGCUGCGAGUUCCACGAGGAUGCGCUGAACAAACCAUGAUCUAUAUGGCCCCAGCGGUCUAUGCCAUGCACUACCUGGACCAAACAGAGCAGUGGCUGAAGCUCAAACCAGACAGCAAGGAAAAAGCACUGGAGAACCUUCGCACAGGCUACGAGCGAAUCCUCACUUUCCGGAAGGCGGAUGGGUCAUAUGGAGCUUGGAUCCACACCCCAAGUAGUACCUGGCUGACGGCUUUUGUGGUGAAAGUUCUGUCUAUGAGCCGUCAGUACCAGGCGGUGGACGAAGGCAAGAUCCGCGAGUCGGUGCAGUGGCUGCUGAGGAAACAACAGUCCGAUGGCUCCUUCAUCGACCCGAAUCCCGUCUAUCACCGGGAUAUGCAGGGUGGUGUCGGCGGCCUUCGUGGGGGAGUCUCACUCACUGCAUUUGUCACCAUCGCGCUUAAGCAGGCCUUGGUCCUAUAUGAAGGACAGCAGUCAGACGCAGAGAAGAAGGAGCAGUUAAAACAAGUGGAACUCGGCCUGUUUCAAGCCACCUCCUACCUGGCCCGCUCGCUGGAUGACCCCUCUCUGGGUCCCUACCCUGUUGCCAUCUCCAGUUACGCCCUCUCGAUCGCUUCGCAGAACCAGUCUGCCUUGACUUCUGCUGAUGCCCUCCUGACGAGGCUCGCCACGCAGGAUCAAAACAACACGGAGAUACACUGGGCAGUGGGGGACCAAGAGGUCUCGGCCAUCUCUGUGGAGGCCACAGCCUAUGGGCUGCUCUUCCUAGUGAAGCGAAAGGACACCAAAACGGCUGGGAAAGUAUCUAAAUGGCUGACGGAGCAGAGGAAUUAUGGGGGAGGCUUCAAAUCAACACAGGACACUGUGAUAGCACUGGAAGCUCUGUCCAAGUACUGGAUCAGCACCUUUGACGAUGAAGACAAUGAACUGAAAGUGACCCUCACCACUCCCGGGAGAAGUCUGCCCAUAAGAGUCUCCAUCGGGAGGUCAGAAGACCCAGUCCAGGAAGAGCUGCAGUUUUCCUUGGGAAGUGACAUCCGUGUAAAGGUGGAAGGAAAAGGAAAAGGGACUUUGACUGUCCUGAAGCAGUUUCAUGUCAUGGCUGUUCAGAACACCUCCUGCCAAACCCUCGGCUUAAAGGUGGACGUGAGCGGCUCAGUUCGCCGAGAUGCAACGUUAAGCGACUACUACUAUGAGGACAUGGACUACGGGACUGGAGAAUCGGGGCCAUCAUCGCUGCCUGCUGAUCAGCCACUCUCGCCCAUCCAGUUAUUUGAUGCCCGCCGGCGCCGCAGGAGGGAAACCAAAGGUCCCGACCAGCAGCGAAGAGAUGUCACUUACAAUGUCUGCAUCUGGAGGCAGCCAGGGGCCCACGUCUCAGGCAUGGUCAUUGCUGACAUCACCAUGCUCAGUGGCUUCCAACCGGACCAGGAUGACCUCGACAAGCUGCGAGAUCUCGCCGAUCAAUACAUCAGCCAUUGGGAGAUGCAAGGGCAACGGCUGCUGCUGUACUUUGACACGGUGCCAGGAUCAGGCCAGGAAUGCAUCUCCUUUGGAGCAAAACAGCUGGUCCCGGUGGGAAAACUCCAGCCAACCAGUGCCUCCCUCUAUGACUUCUAUGAACCCGAGAAGCGCUGCAGCAUCUUCUACGGCAUACACAACAAGGACCAGUUUGUGUCGGCAUUGUGCUCAGAAGAUGUCUGCCAGUGCGCAGAAGGUGCCUGUCCACGUUUGAAGCGAACUCUUCAGGAAACCAUUAAAGAAGACACUCGUAUGCAGUUUGCGUGUUACAAUCCCCGUGUACACUAUGCGUUCCGGGUUCGAGUGGAGAGUGAGAGCCAAGAAAGCGCCUUCCGUGUCUACAAAGUGACCAUCGUGGAGCCCUUGCAGUUCACCGCAGACAUGGGGGUCUCCGCUGACCACACUCGACGUUUCGUAGUCCGUGCGGCAUGUCGGACGCGCUUGGAUCCAAACAAAGAAUAUCUUCUGAUGGGACGUGAUGGAGAAACACGGGACUCUGAAGGCCGCCCCCAGUACCUGCUGGAUAUGAACACCUGGGCAGAGGAGCUGCCUCCCUCUAAGCACUGCACAGCCACCAAGAAUCGUAACCAGUGUCUCAGCGUCCAGAAUUUCAUGAGUGCCUUUGCCGAGAACGGCUGCCGUGUCUGAACCAAGAACCGGACCAGAAUCCCACGUGUGUGUGCCCGCUGUUUCUCCCUGCAUCACCUGCGACUUUGCCUCUGAAUGGAGCGACUGAUGCCCAGAUCCCUUAACUCCUGUAUUUCUUCUCGUCUGAUGCUUUGCAUUUGAGGGAUUUGAGAACAUUAAAAGCAGAGCCCUGCGAAUCAGGACAAAGGCCAGUUGCCAGUGGGGUGCUUACAAGCGGAGCAUGGACACGACAGUCUUCCCCUGUUGUCCCCCCGCCUCCCCCCCAGCCACUAAUAUCCAGAGACAGACGUGGUGCCCUUUAGGUAUCACGGCUGACUGACCUGACCCAUAGGACUUCUCAGACCUCAUCUUUCAGCCUCCUGUUUCUGCAUGCAGUUCGUAUUACUUUUGGGUUCAUAUCUUAGGAGAUAUGUACAUCCUUUCCAUCAGUCUUGCACAUUUGCAUUAAUGUCACGCCAUCCUACAAUAAACAU